Molecule: messenger RNA, 2693 nt
Organism: Suricata suricatta (meerkat)
Lineage: Eukaryota; Metazoa; Chordata; Mammalia; Carnivora; Herpestidae
Gene: LRRC34
Product: leucine rich repeat containing 34
Exons: 12
Coding region: 273-1601 (442 amino acids)
Molecular function (GO): protein binding
Source: RefSeq, a predicted model, not a curated record
UGUUCCUCAUCUUAAAUCUUGUUUUGCAAAUUUGCUUAGCAAACUCUUCGUUCAUAUAACGUAGAAAUCUAUUCAGCAAAAAUCUACGCAAAAAGCACCUGUUGGGAUCCAGAGAUUCAGAGAGACUAGUUUCUGAAGACCCUAAGUUGGCUAAAUAGUGAAAUCUCUGAGCACAGAUUUUUAAAAAGAGACUAACACAAAAGAUAGGACAGAAAAUAAAGAUACUGGUAUGUGCUUCUAAGAAGAGAGUAUAUAACAAAGUUCUAGAAAUUAUGAGCAGUCUCCAGGAAGAUUAUUAUAAUCUGUGUAUGGAAAAGUCCAGGAAAAUUAAUUCUUUUGUAUGGCAUCUUCUCCAAGAAGUGGAUGAAAAAAUUGAAAAGGGAUUGGAAGGAAUCACAUUAAACAUUGCUGGUAACAGUCACUUAAUGCCAGUAGAAAGAAUGACGGGUGAAGAUUUUUGGAUUCUUUCCAGAAUUUUAAAGAAGAAUCCAUAUAUUAAUGGUUUGGAUGUUAGAUACAACCUCAUAAGUGAUGUUGGUGCAUACUAUGCUGCAAGAUUGCUUCAGAAACAACACAAACUCAUUUAUUUAAAUCUUAUGUUUAAUGAUAUUGGGCCCAAAGGUGGAGAACUGAUUGCUAAAGCACUACACAAGAAUACAACUCUGAAAUACCUAAGAAUGACUGGAAACAAGAUUGAAAAUGAAGGUGGAAUGUUUUUUGCUGCAAUGCUACAAAUCAAUUCAUCCUUAGAAAAAUUAGAUCUGGGUGACUGUGAUCUGGAAAUGCAAAGUGUGAUAGCAUUUGCUACAGUCCUAACUCAAAACCAAACAAUUCAAGCAAUAAACCUAAACCGACCUAUACUGUAUGGUGAACAGGAAGAGUCCACAGUACAUCUAGGCCACAUGCUGAAGGAAAAUCACUGCCUUGUGGCACUACACCUGUGUAAGCAUAAUAUGAAAAACUGUGGUAUAAAACAGUUAUGUGAUGCACUGUAUCUGAACAGAAGCCUGCGCUACCUUGACAUCAGCUGCAACAAAAUAACUCGUGAUGGAAUGGUGUAUUUGGCUGAUGUGCUGAAAAGCAAUACUACCCUGGAAGUAAUAGAUCUUUCUUUUAACAGAAUAGAAAAUGCAGGAGCAAAGUAUCUCAGUGAAACUCUUGCUUCACACAACAGGAGUGUUAAAGCGUUGUCAGUAGUCAGCAACAACAUAGAGGGAGAAGGACUUGUUGCACUUUCACAGUCCAUGAAAACAAACCCCACACUCUCUAAUGUCUACAUUUGGGGAAACAAAUUUGAUGAGGCUACAUGUGUGGCAUACUCCGACUUAAUUCAAAUGGGCCGUCUAAAACCAGACAACACAGAUGUGGAGUCAUUUGUGGUGGACGGACAUGUGUGUCUUGCAGAAGUCUCCAAUGGCCUUAAAAAGCAUUAUUACUGGAGACCAACUUACGGAGAAGCUUGCAGUCAGUCAUCGAAUGCAGGUUCCAGUCUUGUACCAACCUAUAACAUGAAUUUAUUCAUACAUACCAAGAAGAGGAUGCUUCAUCUGGAUGAUUUACUUGUCAAGCAAAGCAUGAAAAGACGACAUGGACAGUUUUAAAAGGUUACUUUAAAUUGAGCUGAGGUUCUGCAGUCUAAAACACCAUCUAUCUCUAAAUGUUGACAGCAAGGAGGCGGAAUCAAGGUGGUGGUCAACUUUACAGAUGUCCAAGUAUUGGCCUUCACUUAAAGUACUGUCAAUUUCUAAAAUAGUAGCUAUGUUUAUUUUUAAAAAUUAGCAAUAAAAAACCCACAUCAGUCCAUUCCUUUAAACAAUUAAGAUAAAUAUCCCUUACUCAGUAUUUAAUGAUUUUUUAAGUUUUAUACGUCUUUCUAUUUAGCACCUAAAACCAUGUUCCUGUACUCCCUGGGGGGAAGUGAGGGGGGGGGGCACAGUGGUUAUGUAAAGGGAAGAAGAUCUGAAUAAACUGUAGGAGGCAUUAUUUUCACUUAAUGUUACAGAGUCAUUGAACGAGAAAAGACCCAAAUGCCUUACCAAAUCCAUUCUCAUGCUUUCAGGGAUGAAUCUGAAUCAUCCAGGACAGGACAGAUGGUUGCUAUCAGGCUCUCUGCUGAAAAAUAAAAUCUUAAAACAUCUGGAAUUGGUUGAAAAAUAUGUAAUAGUUCAUGUUAAUAACAAUGUGUGAAAUGGAUUUCAAGGGUUUUUUUUAAGCUAAAUAUUAUUUAUAUGUUAUACCAAAGAAAACUACCACAACCUGGUAAUUUUUAGAAAUAACAUGAUUUUCCAUUGAUGCAAAAAUCACUUAAUGAUCUGCAAAUGUUUACAAGGGAACCAACAAAACUAUACUGUAUAGAUUACAGAAUUCUAUAAAUGACACUAUGAAUUCCAGAUGAUUAAACUGACUGAUUUCACUAGUUAUUGACUCUACUUAAUAUGUUUUAUCAAACUUUACUUGGCAACAUUCUUCUCUAUGUGUUCAAAUCUUUUUUUAUUUUCAUUUUAAGGUCUCUACUAUGCAGAUAUAGAGACUGAUUUUUUAUUUAUAGAGUUCUUUUAACAUUAUUACAUGCUGAAUAACCUAGAACUGUUAGUUAUCUGUAACUAAAAGGCUGUAUUUCCCAGGAAAAAAGCAAAUGUUUUUGUUUUGUUAAAAAUGCAAUAGAAAGUGAAUAAAAAUUUUUCAUUUUUUAA